Molecule: messenger RNA, 2556 nt
Organism: Microstroma glucosiphilum
Lineage: Eukaryota; Fungi; Basidiomycota; Exobasidiomycetes; Microstromatales; Microstromataceae
Exons: 1
Coding region: 101-2467 (788 amino acids)
Biological process (GO): translational initiation; formation of translation preinitiation complex
Molecular function (GO): translation initiation factor activity
Source: RefSeq, a predicted model, not a curated record
CUUCCAACUCAACUCUCACCCUAUACCAUCUUUCGCUCUUCCAUCGCCGCAGUGAGAGCGCCCUUCUGACCAGCUCUUCACCUUCGCCUGCGCUGCCGGGAUGUUCAAGCGCCCGCCGCAGACCAAGCCCGCAACGCCCCUUCGAUCCUCUACCCGGCGGCACCUCCUCUCCCACCUCCUCUCCCUCUACCCUGUCCUUCAGCACGCCCCACCCGAACUCCUCGCUCAACUCUUACCAGAGGGAACAAAACAGGGCAAUGCCCUUACCUCUAAUGGAGUCAAGGUGCUGAUCUACUCGGAACCGGAUGUAGGGAAUAAGAGUGGAAGGGCACUUUGGUUUGAGGCGGGGAGUGAGAAUGGAGCGUGGAUGAAUGCCGGAAAGAAGAGUGGUAGUGGACCUAGCAAGAAUGGCAAAACAGCAGCGACAGCAGCAGUAGCAGCUCCUCUCUACGAGGUGCUCCCUACAAUGUAUACUCUCUGGCUCGUUCCCAACCUCCUCCCCGUCCUCCCCACCUGGGAGCAAGUCAUCAACCCAGCCCUCCUAGGCGGAUCCGCACUCAUGGUUCCCGGGCUAAUCCCACCGCCCAAUACCUACGCUACUUCUUCUGCCCACCCUGACCUUCCGCGAAAGAAUGCACUAGUGUCUAUUGUUGCCCAUCCGGGGAACGUGCCACAGGUGCUGGCUAGAAUGGAGAUGGAGAUGGUCGAGGUGAUUAGGUUGAGGGAACAGGGAGGGAAGGGAAAGGCGGCAGUGGUGCUUCAUGCUUACAAGGAUGGACUUUGGAGUUUGGGGAGGGAGGAGGAGGGUAUGGGAACACUACCGGAGAGUGUGCAGCUGCUGGAAGCUACACAGGACAAUGGCAAUGGAGAUGAGCAGGGAGAAGAGACGCUCAUCGGAGCCAUGACGGCCGCGAAUCUCAACGAUCAGGACGGAGUCCCUCGAGACGACAACGGCACCAGCGAUCAAGGCGUCUCAGCAUCUACGGUCCCAAGCCCCGACACUUUCACUACCUCCGAAAUCGACGCCAUCCUUUACCUCGCCUUCCUCUCGGCGAUUCAAGACGCUGCUGCCUCCUCACAGGACUCCACCCUCCUCCCCAUGUCCGCCUCGGCCUUUUACUCCUCGCACGUCCUGCCCCAUCGACCCAGCCACUGGCCUCCCCGUCCAACCAAGGGAAAGCGGGCAAAGAGGAACAAGACGACCAAGGGACCGCCUGGAUCUUUUGGAGGGAGCGGCAGCAGUAGCGUUCUUCCAGGUGCCGAAGAAGAGGAGCGACAGCUCAAUACGGAUCAAGUGGUAGUGGGGCGCAGCUCGGCGAAGAAAUUUGGCAAGUGGCUGAAGAUGAUGGAGAAAGAGCGUGGUUUGAUCAAGAUGAAAGAGAGUAGAGGGGAGACGAGCAUCGUCGAGCUUCUAGUGGGGCAUCAGGACGUACAGGGCCUGACACCUUACCAGACGCUGGCGGAAUGGCAGGCCAUGCAGGGCGCAUCAGGCGAUGGUGACACUUCCGGCGGUACGGUUGGGGCUACCGCAGCGAGCGAAGCCUCCGCUGGCACUUCUUCUUCCACUCCUGGGACGUCUCUACACGUAGAGCACUUCUACACUCCCUCCUCGGCCGGUCGAGCCCUCUUUGAAGAGCUAGGGCUAGUCACUGCCACCGGAGGGGGAGCAGGAGCAGGAGCAGGCCGAGGACCACAAGACUUGCACACACCGGCUGUGGUGCGCAAGAGGUUCACAGAGUACAUGAGUGCACACGUCUCCCCUCUGCCGAAGAACCAGGCAAUGGUGCUGCCGGACGAGACGCUUUGUGGGCAUCUGGAGUUGAAGUCUGCCAGUGCAAGUCAGUCUGUCGCAGGCAAGGGAGCUGGCCCCCGCUCCCAGCCGCAGCCGCAGCCACGCAAGAGGGAGGAGCUACACCGUCUCUUCAUCGAACAGUGCACCGUGUCGUGGCAUCGUAUCUCGCGCUUGACUCCAGCGAGUAUAGAAGUCCUCUCCUCUUCUUCCUCCCCUUCUUUUGGCUCAGACGUCUCCACCUCGAGCCUGAGACUCGCAUCUGGGGAGCACCUAGGCAAGGUAGUCAAGGGUGCUCCACCCCAAUUCGCACCUACUUCUUCUUCUUCUACCACCCCCUCCAAAGGCGGAGGAGUCAUAACAAUCAAGAUUCGCAAACGUCAAGGCAACAAGGUCGUCUCCCUCCUGAGCGGGCUCGAAACCGCCUACAUACAUCCAGAGCGCUUUGCAGGAGAGGUGAUGCGUCAAUUUGGAACGAGCACUAGUGUCGGUCCACUGGUGGGCGCGCCGAGCGGGAGCGCUAGAGCCGGAGUCGGAGCUGGAGCUGGAGGGGGAGGGGGAGGGGGUUUGAAGGAAGUACUCGUGCAGGGUGAUUUGAGAAAGGGACUGCUGGAGAAGUUGGAGAGGGAGAAUGGAGUGCCGAGGGGAUUGGUGAUGAUUGAUGAGAAGGGCAAGUAGCUGGGAGAAGGGGGUGCGGGUGAAGAGCGGGAGGGGUGGAGGUGGAGAAGAAGAAAGAGGGGAAGUCGUGAUACCACUUGCCGCUCAGA